CACAAAAUUAAACGAAAAAUUCAAUGCAGCCAUCCGCGGUGACAAUUGCUGGGCUUCUACAACUGCUGGGAGUCUGCUUCUUCUUCAGCCCGCCCGAGGAUCACUGCUCGCCGGCCCCCGCCCUGGGCAGCUGGGUCUUCCUGUUGGUCAUUCUGUGCUUUCUCUGGGACGUUAGUAUUUAUCCGCUGCGCUACAUGCACAUGUCCGGCUACUGGCAACUGCUGAUCGAGACUGUGAUGGCGAUUUUCCUCGCUGAACUGGGAGCGAUCAUCAUUUGGUGUUCACUGGAGCGCGUGCUCUACGGCAUCACCGAAGGGUUCCUCAACAUGUUGGGGAUCAACGGGUGCGAGCCCUCGGCCAUACAGUACUGGCUCCUGGGUCUCAUCACCACGGCGGCGAGCGGAGCGCUUCUCUGGUUCAUUCUCGAGGCCACCGAUGGCAUGUUCUACCUGGAGUGGCAUAGCCGUAAGUUGAGGAGAAACCUGCGGCAGGGCUGGGCGUUGAUGAGCUGCUACCUCCGCAUGAGCAAGGCGGCCAGGUGUCGGGCCGUCAAAGCCUGUCAAUUGGCCACUCGGAAACGAUGUUCAAGAAAGUCCCGCCGUCCACAGGAAGAGGACGAGUGCGGGGAGGAAGAUGAAUGUAACUGAGUUUCGUUUGGAAUUUACGUUUCCGUUUCGCCAGUCGUGACUGGGUUUUCUUAUGGACUAGCAUUGGAAAUUUCAUCGUUUUUCUCCAUUUCUCACGUCCCCAUCCUUUUUACACGACUGUGACAAUAAAUUUGGCCAGAGAAGA
Molecule: messenger RNA, 792 nt
Organism: Drosophila persimilis
Lineage: Eukaryota; Metazoa; Arthropoda; Insecta; Diptera; Drosophilidae
Exons: 1
Coding region: 24-647 (207 amino acids)
Source: RefSeq, a predicted model, not a curated record